Molecule: messenger RNA, 1336 nt
Organism: Ziziphus jujuba (common jujube)
Lineage: Eukaryota; Viridiplantae; Streptophyta; Magnoliopsida; Rosales; Rhamnaceae
Product: annexin D5
Exons: 6
Coding region: 138-1088 (316 amino acids)
Cellular component (GO): cytoplasm
Molecular function (GO): calcium-dependent phospholipid binding; calcium ion binding
Source: RefSeq, a predicted model, not a curated record
AACGUAUAUAUAUAAAUUAUAGUCUGUCUGCAGCAAUCUUUGAUUUUGUUCAAUACCCAUUUCCUUAUUCUACAUUCUGAUACCAUUAAUCUCCUCCUUCAAUCUUCGUCUUCAUCAUCUUCUUUCUCUGUUUAAUCAUGGCGUCCUUGACUAUGCCUCCAGUGCUAAGCUCUCCCCGUGAUGAUGCUAUGCAGCUCCACCUUGCCUUCAAAGGGUUCGGCUGUGACACUGCAGCAGUCAUCAACAUUCUUGCCCACCGUGAUGGGACACAGCGUAUGCUUAUCCAACAAGAAUACAGAGCUUUAUAUUCUAAAGACCUCAGAAAGCGGUUGUCCUCGGAACUUAGUGGCAAUGUUAAGAAAGCUGUUUUACUUUGGAUGAAUGAUCCAGCAGCACGUGAUGCAACCAUAGUGAGGCAGGUAUUAGGCAGAAAUGAUAUUGAUCUUAAAGCUGCUACUGAAGUAAUAUGUUCCCGUACUCCAACCCAGAUUCAACAAUUUAAGCAAAUUUAUUUUUCCCUAUUCAAUUCUUAUCUGGAGCAUGACAUUGAACAUUAUACAUCUGGAGAUCACAAAAAGUUGCUGCUCGCCUAUGUGAGUACACCGCGUUAUGAAGGUCCAGAAGUUGAUAGAUCAAUGGUAGACAACGAUGCUAAAUUUCUCUAUAAGGCUGGGGAGAAGAGAUUGGGAACUGAUGAGAGGACUUUCGUUAGCAUUUUUAGUGGAAGAAGCAGGGCACAUAUGGCUGCUGUUAAUCAUGCUUACCAUAAUAUGUACGGGCAUUCUUUGGAAAAGGCGGUAAAAAAAGAAACAUCAGGGUAUUUCGAGUAUGGUCUUUUGACAAUUUUACGAUGUGCUGAGAAUCCUGGGAAGUAUUUUGCAAAGGUUCUGCACAAGGCAAUGAAGGGUUUGGGUACAAAUGACUCAACGCUAAUCAGGGUAGUUGUAUCAAGGGCUGAAAUCGAUAUGCAGUAUAUAAAGGCCGAGUACCACAAAAAUUAUGGGAAACCAUUGAAUGAAGCAGUUCAUUCGGAGACCUCAGGCAAUUACCGAACCUUUCUUCUUGCUCUUAUAGGCCCAGCUCAUUAGUCUACAUAUUUUCUGGUGGACUUGUAUGAUAGUGUUGAAGAAAUUCAUUUGUAUAUGGUAGAAUUCAUUACUUCCUAAAAGAACUCUGAAAUGGGGUUAGCUGGUGUUUCAGCUCGGUCUAAAUCCAUUACAGUUCUGGUGCGACUAGUAACUACCUUGCUGAUUGCAUCUGAGGACUGUAUACAGAUCUAAAAAGUUUGUUUAUCAUGUAGUAAUGAAAUUGUGCUGUUCAUAGCUUUUUCUUUGCA